Messenger RNA from Rhipicephalus microplus (southern cattle tick), 3957 nucleotides. It is a transcript of the gene Rbp, whose product is annotated as RIMS binding protein. Gene Ontology annotation, molecular function: protein binding. The record is from RefSeq and is a predicted model, not a curated record. Lineage: Eukaryota; Metazoa; Arthropoda; Arachnida; Ixodida; Ixodidae. Gene Ontology annotation, biological process: neuromuscular synaptic transmission.
GUGACGAUGCAGGAACUGGACGGCCUAAUGGCCAAGCUGGAACAGGACAACCGCAUCCUGGCAGAGCUGGACAAGAAGCGCUCCUGCCUUGGAUCGUCGUGUGGCCUGCUUCCGUCUCGGCUCUGCGGGCCGUCCACGUCGGCGGCGCUAAGCACGUCCCUGAGCAGCACCCUGAGCCUGAGUGGCGGCGGCGGCGUGACCACGUCGUCGUUGGCCCCCGUGGCGGCGUCGCGCAGCAGCUUGGCCCAGCGCAACGCCAGCUUGACGCUGCCGUCGCUGCCACCCAACGGCAUCGUUCACUCGGCGGCCGUCUCCACGGCCAUCCAGCAGCAGCAGCAGCAACUGCAGCAACAGCAGCUUCAGCUACAGCAUCUACUGCAACAGCAGCAGAGCCAGCCGCCCGUCACACCACGGCUUCACAUCGACGCGCAGACGGCACAAGCGCUGGCCGUGGCCUCGAGCCAGCAGCACAACCAGCAGCCGUUGGCCACGACACCGCAGCAGCAGCUCUCGGCCCAUCAGCAGCAGGUCGAGGAAGACCCCCUGGGCGUGGACUCGGUCGAGUUCCUGGACCUUCCGGGCCGGGGCCGCUGCCGCGUCUACGUGGCCCGAUACAGCUACGACCCGCUCAAGCAGUCGCCCAACGAGCACCCCGAGGCUGAACUGUUCCUCUCCGCCGGCGAUUACAUACUCAUCUUCGGAGAGAUGGACGAGGAUGGAUUCUUCAAUGGAGAACUCCUCGAUGGCCGCAAGGGACUGGUGCCUUCCAACUUUGUCGAAAAGCUCACUGGCGAGGACUUGCUUGAGUUCCAGACGUCCAUCCUGUACGGCAACCGCGACUCGGACGACAGCAGCGCUAGCGUCAGCUACGCGCCAGACUUGGACAACCUGGCGGGAUCAGAUGAGCAGCACAGGCUGCCUCCAGAGGACUUCCAUCGAAUGAAUGACUACAUCGAUUUGGAAGAUAUCGAAGAAGUGGACGAAGACGCGCUUUCCGAAACCGAACGAGAAAACGACGGCACCGGCGGCGCAGCGGGCUUUCCGGUGCCCCCUCCGCAGCGCCUGGUGCUGGAGCGUCAGCUGAACAAGAGCGUGCUCAUCGGCUGGCUUCCCCCCGACGUGGUGCUGGGCUCCCUGGAGGCUUACCACGUGUACGUGGACGGCGUGCUCAAGGCCACCGUCAGAUCCGGGCACCGUACCAGGGCGCUCCUCGAAGGAGUCGACGCGGCACAGCCGCACCGGAUCAGCGUGAGGUCAGUCCUGACCUCUGGCCAGCAUUCCAGGGAUGCCGCAUGCACCAUUGUCAUUGGGAAAAACGUUCCGCUGGCACCCAGCUGCGUGAAAGCUUCCAACAUCACCUCGACCACGGCCACCAUCAGCUGGCUGCCGAGCAACUCCAACUUCAGCCACGUGGUGGCCGUCAACAGCGUCGAGAUGAAGUCGCUCAAGCCGGGCACCUUUCGCCACCUGGUGACGGGACUGGCGCCCAACACCUCGUACCGGGUGUCGGUGCGCGCCAAGCCCGGCCGGCUGCUCAUGUCGUCGGCCGCGGCCGCGCUCACGGGUGCCACCUCGUCGGCCGACGAACACGCCAAGGGCGCCGAGCCACGCAAGCUCGCCAGCCUGCUCACCUCGUUCGUCGACUUCCGGACGCUGCCCAAAGGCAUUCCGGACCCGCCGGUGGACGUCCAGGUGGAGGCGGGUCCACAAGAAGGCACCGUGCUAGUCACCUGGCUUCCAGUCACCAUCAACGCGUUGGGCACCUCCAACGGGGCCGCCGUCACCGGAUACGCCGUCUACGCAGCCGGCAAGAAGGUCACCGAGGUCGAUUCACCCACCGGUGACCACGCCCUUCUGGACGUGGCGUCCCUGCUGCCGUUGCACACGCGUGCCAUCACGGUGCGCACGCGGGCAGGCGACUCGCUCUCCGUUGACUCGCUGCCCGUCGUCGUGCCCGACGAGUACGUGCACCCCACCCGGACGUCCAAGUCGGCGGAACGCGUCGAAGAGAACCACUCGGAGUUGUCCGACAUUGUGGAGGAACUCGAGGACGAGAUGAUGGAGAACGGCGAGCUGGGUCACCGCGGAGCUCGCGGUUCGCGAGGCGUUCAGGGACCCGGCGGAAGGAAGCAUCAUCAUCACCAUCACCAUCACCACCAACAGCCCCAGCAGCAGCAACAGAACAUGCAGCAACAACAGCAACCCGUCAUGCAUCACACUCAGCCACAACAUCACCAGAUGCACCAGAUGCACCAAACCGGUGGUCACCCGCAGUACCAGCAGCAGGUUAAUAUGCAUCAACCGGCCCCCCAACAGCCACCUGUGGCGCAACGGCGACAGAUGGCCCAGCAGCCGAUGCACCAGGGGGUCGGUGGCGUCCACCACCAUGGCGUCAGGCGCAGCGAGAAGAGAAACUCGGCCGGCCAGCUCAUCAUCGAGCCGGAGGACGCACUCAGCGACAAAGAGAUCUACCCCUACUACGGCCCUUCGGGCAUGCCUAUGGACAUGGCCAAGGACAGUGAGGGAGGAGGCCUCGGCGUGGUGGACAACUACUCAGAGGAGGAGUUCGCCAAGUACGACAUGGGACCGCGGGGCGGCGCACCCCGUCCAGCGGCCAGGCACCAGGUACCCGGCCGGUAUCAUGGCGGCGGAGGAGGAGGACCUCGGGGAGGAGUCGACCAGCAUGGCGGCGGCAUGGCGUACCAGGAACGACCUAGGCCGACGUCACCGACGCCACCCUCGAGGGCUAUGCGUCCGAUGGUGGAUGACGAGCCGCCUCCGGCCAGGGGCACUUACGGUCGCCAGUCAGGAACUGGGCGUGGCAGCGGCGGCCAGCGGCAACCUAGGGUGCGCUGGUUCGUUGCGCUGUUUGACUACGACCCGCAGACCAUGUCGCCCAAUCCGGACACUGCCGACGAGGAGUUGCCUUUCCAGGAAGGGGACCUCAUCAAGAUCUACGGUGGCAAGGACCAGGAUGGCUUCUACAAAGGAGAGUGCAACGGCCGCAUUGGUUUCGUGCCGUGCAACAUGGUGUCCGAGGUCCACAUGGACAACGAGACGAAUGAACCACCGAGGUCCCGGCCUGCUCAACACAGAGGAAACGAUUCUUGGGGAGGCGUAAUGCGACCGCAGCCCAAGAGAAUGGUAGCCCUGUACGAUUACGACCCGGCUGAACUCAGCCCCAACCCAGAUCCUUUCUCGGAGCUGGCGUUCAGCACCGGUGACGUCAUCUACGUGUACGGUGACAUGGACGAAGACGGCUUCUUCUUCGGCGAGCUGCGCGGCCAGCAGGGAUUGGUCCCUUCCAACUUCCUGACUGAGGCGCCGCCCGACUACGCGACCAAUGACGGCAGCGGCCAGCGAGGACCCUCCAGACACAGUUCCUUGCAGCAACAGCACAAAGACCUUCGGGGCGAGCCCUCCAUGGGAGGCGGUGGACCCCGAGGCGGAGGCGGCGGUGUCCACCAGUCUCAAGGAGUCCACGGAGGUGGCGGAGGCGGCUCCCAAAGGUCGCAUUCGUCGGCCCCUUCGCACCAGGCUCCUGGGUCGCACCAGCAGCAGCACCAGCAACAACACGCCUACCAGCAGUCGCACCAGCAGCGGGGGCUGGGCUCGGGCGGUGGCUCGCUCGAGCCGUCCCACUACGAGCACCGGUCACCGCACGAGCAGCGCGCCGCCUCGUACGCGUCCCGGCCGGUCACGCGCCUGCCUGCAUACCCGGCAGCUGAAGCGGCGCCGAGCUCUCACGCCGCCCAGGAGGUCUUCGAGCCCGGUGGUGGUCAACGGCAAGCAGUCAGCCGGUGCCGGCGACGCCAGUUGCCGAGUCGCCAGUGCCAGCCGCUGGCCCUGCCACAGCCGAGGCCCAAGAAGAAAGGCCGCUUCCGUUUUCUGCACGCGCUCAAAAGACUCUUCGGCGUGAAGGGGAAGCGAGGCUCGGCACCUCCGCCCGUGCCAUGA